Galendromus occidentalis (western predatory mite) is the source of this 1134-nucleotide messenger RNA. Its product is annotated as neuroguidin. The transcript has 5 exons. Gene Ontology annotation, cellular component: small-subunit processome; nucleolus. Gene Ontology annotation, biological process: maturation of SSU-rRNA from tricistronic rRNA transcript (SSU-rRNA, 5.8S rRNA, LSU-rRNA). The coding region runs from base 175 to 1041 and encodes 288 amino acids. The record is from RefSeq and is a predicted model, not a curated record. Lineage: Eukaryota; Metazoa; Arthropoda; Arachnida; Mesostigmata; Phytoseiidae.
GCCUCCUUCGGUCAGGUCGCGUAGAACUUUCGAAUUUCGCGGUCCUUCAUGACAUCGGGGGAAGGCUCACAUAAACAAAACACACUACACGUGCGUGAGUUCUCCGCAAAGAGUGAUGCGUUUGGAUUAUAGGGUAGCGAUCGAUGCUUAAAUUCAGAUUGCAUUCGCGAGGCCAUGACUCGUGUGCAGAACGGAUCCGCAGUAUCCGAGGGAGCUGCCGAGAGCGAGGAAUCAAAAAAUGUGGCCCAACUGAAAAAAGUUUUCUCAGAACUCAAAGACAAGAGCGGUCUCUUGUGCGAGAAGUUAGAAGCGAUGCGAUCCGAGAUCGCCGAUGGAGAAACGAAAGAUGGACUAUCGUGGUUGGAGGUCAAAAAUCAAAUGCUGUUGGGUUACCUGAUCGAUACGAACCAUAUUGUGUACAAUAAGCUCAAAGGCAAAUCGAUCGCGUCAAGCCCGUCCGUGAGCCGACUGGUGGAACACAGAACAGUCUUAGAGCGGAUGCGACCUGUCGACCAGAAACUGAAGUAUCAAGUGCAGAAGAUGAUGCGGAUCGCAGCGAGUGGCAGAAUGGAGGAGAACGAUCCUUUGAGCUUCAAAGCCAAUCCGGAUGCCUUCGACUCCGAUGGAGAGACGGGAGCAGCGGAUGCUGCAGAUGGAGAGCCAGCAGCCCGUACGGCCAAGGCGGCGACGAACAAAACCGCGAAGUAUGUCCCGCCGAGGCUGGCACCGGUGCAUUACCUCGAGGAUGAGACGAAGGAAGCCCGUUUGGAGCGGCAGAUGGAAAAAGCAAAGAGGAAGGCUCUCAGCUCGAGUAUCAUCGAAGAACUGCGGGAUGAAUUCUGCGACGGUCCAACCGAAGUCCGAGAGGAAUAUAAUCCGCAUAAGGAACGACUCAACAAGAAACGCCGAGAACGUGAAAGAUACGAAGAAGACAACUUUGUCAGAUUACAGGUGUCGAAGAAAGAGCGUCACGAGAAUCGUCUCAAGGGUGUCUCGGCCCUCGAUGACAUUACCAAGUUCAGUGGGCCUCGAUUGGGUUGAUGGUUUUGUUUAUUGUUCACAUCACCAUGUCCAUAGUUUAUAUAGUUCAAUUAUCUUCAAAACAAUGACGGGAAUCGAGAUAAUUCCCUCCAA